Messenger RNA from Bombus pascuorum, 4370 nucleotides. RefSeq names its product protein stum (gene stum). Gene Ontology annotation, cellular component: sensory dendrite. The transcript is spliced from 9 exons. Bases 366 to 3461 code for a protein of 1031 amino acids. NCBI's taxonomy places the organism in Eukaryota, Metazoa, Arthropoda, Insecta, Hymenoptera, Apidae. The record is from RefSeq and is a predicted model, not a curated record. Gene Ontology annotation, biological process: sensory perception of mechanical stimulus; taxis; proprioception.
UCCUGCUAAAUUUUGGAUGUCCAAGUCAUUUGAUAGCCGAUCAAGUUCCCUUGACGCCUGGUCAUCGCGCCAGCGCCUCCCGAGUGACCAACUCGUACCCUCGCUUCCUCGACGAACCGCUUAGCCGGCCAACCCCGCGGCAGUAAGGACGCGUUCGUGCUCACGCGAAGACGCGGACCGACGCCGCGGCACGUCGAUGCCGAUUACCGACGCUUCCUUGAGGCUUGCACCCUCGUAAAUGCACCCUGCCCGGCGGCUCCGAUUCGCUAUCCACCUGGUAGCCAGGUGAGAGCGACCGCGGAUUUUGGCGUCCUCCGCAUCUUGCUCGUCUGCAUGAAGGACUCGAGCUUCGGUGCCUCGAAAGGAUGAGGCGGCUCGACGACGGCCAUGUUCAACGACCGCCUCCGUUCAGGGUGCUCGCGGCAUCCGAUGGCAAUUACCUGUCACCGAACGCGAUUCCGCCACCGCCGCCGCGUGCACCCGAGCCGUAUAAGAUCGCGCCCUCCACCACGUCCUCCUCGAGGGCGCAUCGUCGAUCCAGCUUCGUUAUCAUCGCGGACUCGAGGCCCGUUUCCCCGGAGGCGAGGAGUCCAUCGCCGCCGUUGGCCACUGGCAGGGUCUCGCCCUUUCGAGGACGUGGCUUUAAAGGACCACCGCCGCGAUCUAAGUCCAGGCCGCAGUCUCCGGAACUUACGAAUGGUCGUAGAAGAGGAAAAAACGAACGACGAGUUUCAGUGUCGCAACAGAACAGCCCAAGAAGAAGCCUGAUCCCGCAACCAACGCGUCAGCGUUCGACGUCUCUGAGCAAAUCAACGGAGCGCCUUGCCUCGCCGAAGCUGGGUCGUCGCGUCGAUUCGCGCACUCGCUUCAAUACGACGGAUUCCAGGAAUCGUUUGAACGCCUCUGGGAACAGUAGCAGCGUGGCGAACCUCGCUACCCGUCGACAAGCCUCGAAAACAGUCAGCAAGCUCUCCCCGAUCCAAGGAACUCCGACGAAACCGGAGAAAACGCCACAAUUUAAGAAAAGGGAUCGUUCGAAGGAAUCCACGAGAUUGUCGCCGGCGAAGCAGCAGAAAUUUGCCGCGUCUCCAUCGAGGAAUGCUUGGAACGCGAAGAAACAAACGCACGAGAAGGUUUCCGUUCCAGGAAAAACGCAAGGCAAGGAACGAGUGGUAUCACCGUCGAAGAUUCCGCUGAAAACGAACAGAGCCAGCUCGAAUGUCUUGAAUCCAGCCAGAUUCAUCAAUAUCCCUAAUCAAGCUAAUGGCAAAAAUAAAAAGGCUAUCGAUAAAGGGUCCAAGGAAGUUCGUAUAAGCAACGGGCAGACGAACGAGUCCACUCAAGGCAGUAAACAGUCUGACUCAGGAUCGAAAGGUUCUCAAGCUAACGAGAAGAAUUCGAGCACGGAACAGUUAGCUGAUCUGCAUCUUAUUGAUCUUUUAAAGCAAACUUCUAGCGCUACAGGUACGUCUAGCGUGGUGAACACAACAGCGACGACGGCUGUUCAGCCGCUUCACAUCGACGCCAAUGCUGUUCUUAUGGAUAGAGAGAUUUCCGAAAGGAAAAGUCAGUCUGAGAAGACGAAGAGCCAGUCUGAAAAGACAAAGAGCCAACAAGACCUGUCUAAUAGCAAAUCUUCCAAUUCAUCGAACGACGAAAACGUUGGCAAACAAGUCCAAAAUUCUCAAGUUGCUAGUAGCGAGGAUAAUCGUCAGAUGUCCAAAUCGAAUAAAUCUAAUGGCAACCAUGGUCGAACAAAGGGUGGAACAGAGAGUAGAAACGAUUCGCCAGUUCCUACCGAAAAUGUUAGCGGUCACUCGAAGAGUAACAGUACCAGUCAUUCGGUGAAAAGCAUAAACAGGGUGAUCAGUGCUACGAACAACACCGGUUCGGCGACGCAGCGUUCGAAUAAGAUUCAGAAUGCGGUCAGCGAUCAGAAUACGAAGAAUUUCAGGCCGAACGAUCAGAAGAUCGACGAAUCUGUCUCCUUUCAACCCGCGUCAAGCAACGUCCAAUCAAAUUCAACUAAAGCCAACGAGAUUGAAUCGGUAAACGGUUCCAUCAGAAAUUCUUCGGGUGCAGAGACUCAAAGGACAGCAGUUUCCGUCGCGAGUGCUUCUGUGAGACAGGAAGACGCGAGGACGAUUUCGCGGUCCACUAAUAAUUCUGGAACGAAGAUCGUAACGAAUGCAACUACGGUAACCGUGAGAAGUACUUCCGACCAAUCGACGAUAGCCUCGAGGGCGAACAACGUGUCCAACGUGGUUGGUGCGGUGAGCAACGACGCGAGAAAUGUAAAUAGCGCCGGGAUGAAAGCUCGUACUGAUAAUCAUGGAAGUGGUACGUCCGUAAAAUCGUCCGCGAGGGUGUCGAUCGAUUCCAUCGAGACCGUUCGAUCUACGGACACCGGGGUGAGCGUGGACACCGUCAGAGGAGUAUCAUCGCCGAGGGAGAAAACUGGAAUGCACGUGGUGAAAAGGCCGCAGGAGAUCGAGACGUUAAGUGGGAACGUGGUGUACUUGGAGCAAAACGGCGAGCCAGCGGUACUGGCAGCGGCGAACGGCGUUGGUGAACGUGCCCCUGACAGGCUUCUUACACGCUGGAAGAGAUCCCUGAGUCGUUGCUGCGAGUGUUGUCCGAGAAUGAGGUGCUUGGCGUGUCGUACGGAUCCCAAGGGUCUUACCUGGCCCGGAAACCACGCCAGGAGCACUACGUUAGUGAACAGGAACGAGCAACCCCUGGCAAGGGACAAUGUGCCUGCUGGUUGUUGGCCUAAAUUCAAGAAUAGAUGCAGAUGCAAACGACUGAAGGAAAUGAAAUGUUGCUCAAAAAGAUCAAGAGUCGCGCCGGCCGAGGCUACAGUCUGCUGUCCCCCGGAAAGAAGAUUCGGCGCUAUUUGCCGCCGUUUGUUCGGCAACUGCAAAUGCAAGCGGAACGCUGAUGCAGAACACGCAAGAAACAUACGUGCCAAGCACAGUCUUACCAGCGUAGCACCGCCCCCGUUAUCGGAGGAACCAAAAGCUAAAAUACCGGAUGUCCUGGUGGAGCACAAUUCCCUGAUGCGUGGCGCUAUUCCUUGUCUGCCAGUUCCUCUUGCUUGGUUUUGUCUCGUGUGGAACGUUCUACUGCCUGGCUCUGGCACGGUAUGGAGUGGGAUUUUCAAUUUGUGCGCCGGGCAACCGAGAUUCUCAGCGGUAGCUGGAGUGAAGUCGAGACUAGGCGCGUUCGUUGUGAACCUGAUGGUCGGGGUGGGUCAAUUAUUCACCGUUUUAUUCUGCCUAGUUGGGUGGGGCUGGAGCAUUUGGUGGGGCGUCACUUUGGUCCGUUUAGCGAGGAAGUACAAGAGGUUCAAGGCUUCCGAAGCAGCCAACAACGAUCCGGAAGCGAGGGGUGGAGAAGCAGCGGCUCUGCCCCCCGGUGUACCGAGUCAUGUGUUGAGAGGGGUGGAACGGGCGCGAUAACCGAAGUCCUCGCCAACGGAUUCCGCGGGAACGUUUUUAUAUUUCGUCUUAGCGAUUCUUCACUACGUGCCUUCCCGAAAGCUGCGAACAGAAAACGAAACUUUUUUUCGCUUGGUGGACUCGUACGCUAAGGAUCCGUUUGAAACAAAAGAGAAGAAAAAAAUAGAAAAGCGAAGAAUUUUUUCCACGGUCCAUAGAUUAUUGUACUUUUACCAAAUCGUAAGAAAUACAUCGGACGACGCAUGUAGCUUUGUUUCGCGGUAAAUGAAAUUCGAGGCAAUUUUCUCGUCGAAAAAUUAAUUCGCGAAAGGAGAAUAACAUUGGUACAGAAACAUAAAAAUGGAAAAGAAAACACAGAGAAGAAAUAAAAAACGACGUUACGUGGUUGUUCGCGAUCGAGGAACGAAACGAAGUUCUCGGAAAUUAAUCGCUUUCAGUGAAAGCAUACCUAUUCGUGGCGUUCUUUCAAAAUGUACUCGUUGCGUCGAACGGAAAUUGCUUUUUAUUUUCGCUCGUCCUUUCUUCCGUACUCACAGCGACGAUACAGCGUUUUUAGUCUUUUCUUUUUUUCUUUUUCUCCAUUUAUUGUAUUUUUAUUCCGAAAUGAGAACGUCGAACAAACGUUUCGCGGUAGAAAUCAAAGAAGAAAGACAAAGCAUAUGACCUUACUCUCUCUCUCUCUCUCUCUUUCUCUUCCUCUCUCUCUCUCAGUCUCGUUCAAAGGUAUUUUUCUUCCCUACGUCGAUGGAAUAAAUACGUUUUGAAAAAACGCACUUUAUAUUUUUACAAGCGCAACACAUAUUAUAUGUAUACAUACAUUCAUAUAUUCAACUAUCCGACUUAUUCAACUUACAACUAAAAAUCCUUGUAAAUAUGAAAAUAUAUUACUUACAUCGGUUUUUAAUCUAA